CGGCAGCGCGUCCGCGGUGGCUCUGAGAAGCAGCCGCCAAGAUGAUGGACGAUCGGGGCCGCGUGUACCGGGUGGUGACGGGCCCCAAGCCGUACUCCUUGGCCAUAAAAGCUAAGUUGCCCAGGAAAACGGCAGAUGUCGGGAAGCAGAUCCUUUAUUGGAGGGAGCAGGAAGCAAAGCGCAGUGAAUCUGCCCAAUACGCCAAGUCCCACCAUGUUGGAGUCCUGACGAGUAAAAUGGAGGAGGUCAGUGAACGGAAACGGCUUCACCUGGAGAUUCAGAAGAGAGUCGGCGUGGAAAUGCAGGCCUACCUGGCCGGGGAAGAAGAGAGGAAAGAGAGACUUCGGAAUCUCCUAGAAGCUGAAGAGAAGGGCUUCAUUGCCGAAAUGGAAUCGCAGGAAGAGGCCGUAGAGGGUCGGCAGAAUAGCAUGAGAAUGAGAGCAGAAGAGCUGAGGGAGAAGAGGGAAGAGGCUCGGCGGAAGCUGGUGGCGGAAAAACGGGAGCUGCAGUGCCGAGAAAACUGUGAGGAGGUACGGUUAUUAUUAAGCCAGCAGCACAUGAUGGAGGUGUGUAAGGACCGACUGGCCCAGCUGGCCCUGAAGGAGGAGCUGAACAAGCAGAAGGAGAGGGAGGAGGCCAUGUACGCUGCGCUCUGGGAAGAGGAUAGGUUAGCCAAGGAGGCACGAGCUGCUGAGGAAGCCAAGAAAAGGUCAGGUUGGGGUGAGGAGACGAUCAACAUGCUCAACGCCCAGAGGGCCAUAGCGGACGCUCAGAAGGAGGAGGCGAGGCGACUGAAGGAGGAAGAGGCGAAGCUGAUGGAAGAAGAACGGCAGUUGCUCAAACUAGAGAAUGAACAGGCCGAGAUAGAAAGACGGCGGAAAUUGAGAGAAUGCAGAGACAUGUUGCUGAGUUCCAUAAAGGAGAAAGCAAGGCAUCUCAAUGAAGUAAGACAAGAGGAGCUUGCUUUGGAAAUGAAGAUCUUGGAUCAUGUCCUGCAAGAAUCCCUGGAGGACACCGAAGGCCAGAAACAAAGGAAGGAGGAACUCUUAAAAGAGCAGCAGAUAUAUCAGGCCUACCUGGCGCAGCAGAGGGAAGAGCAGAAACGACAGGAAAAAGAGAUGGACAAGUUGCGGGCCGAGGAUACUGCAAAAAUGUGGGCCAAGAGGGCUGAGAAGGAACGGGCCAUGAAACAAGCCAGAGAUCGGUUACUCAAAGAGGUCAUGGACACACGGAAGCUUCAGGUUGAGGAGAAAUUGCAGAGAAAUGCCAAGGAGCAAGAAGACCUUCGCCAAGACAAGGAAUUAUUAAGGGCAGCCCUUCAGGAAUACCACCAUCUAGAACAUGAGAGCUACAAGAGGCAUUUGCAGCAAGCAAAACAAUAUCAGGAAGAACUCCAUGCUCAGAUGGAUCACCUCAAGGAAGCCCGUGAGAUGGAGAAGGAAGAGCAGCGCCGUGAAUACGCCCUAGCACAGGAGGCAGAAUUGCUUUAUCACCAAAAGUUGGCAGAUAUCCUUUCCAGACCAUACAUGAAGUUGAAAUAUCUUCACCCUCUAAGGAGGCAACUAGUCUGUAGCAAUAAGUGUUAGUAUCAGUUCCCCCCAUGGGUGUGUAGAUUCUGCCUGGGCCCAGCGAUGGAAGGGAAGGGGGAAGUC
Candoia aspera is the source of this 1652-nucleotide messenger RNA. RefSeq names its product cilia and flagella associated protein 53 (gene CFAP53). The transcript is spliced from 8 exons. The record is from RefSeq and is a predicted model, not a curated record. NCBI's taxonomy places the organism in Eukaryota, Metazoa, Chordata, Lepidosauria, Squamata, Candoiidae. Bases 42 to 1586 code for a protein of 514 amino acids.